Molecule: messenger RNA, 9028 nt
Organism: Cottoperca gobio
Lineage: Eukaryota; Metazoa; Chordata; Actinopteri; Perciformes; Bovichtidae
Gene: mgat3b
Product: beta-1,4-mannosyl-glycoprotein 4-beta-N-acetylglucosaminyltransferase b
Exons: 5
Coding region: 1337-3226 (629 amino acids)
Biological process (GO): N-acetylglucosamine metabolic process
Cellular component (GO): membrane
Molecular function (GO): beta-1,4-mannosylglycoprotein 4-beta-N-acetylglucosaminyltransferase activity
Source: RefSeq, a predicted model, not a curated record
GGUCACCUCAGUGUCACCUUACAGUUAUAUCCCGGCGUGGAGACCUCAGGAGACCCAGCGAGCGGGAGAGAAAGGGUCCCUGACCCGUGCUCGACCCAGCAUGUGUGUUUAUCGUGGCCACAGGGCCGGAACGUACCACUGCCUCACUGUUUUCAGGGGGGUGUCGUGUGCCAGAAGAUGAAUAUGUAGAUAUGUCUCUGAGUGUUUAGUCUGUGGAGGAACAUGUGGUGUGUGUCGUGCAGGACGAAGCGUCUUACUGCCCGGAAUGUACAAAUCUAAAUAUAGAAGUCACACACGUCAUAUCAUCGUCCACGUCUAUCAAGGAUCUGUACUCAAAUCAAACGUCCACUUUGAGUGAACACUGAGAGGUUACGUUCCUCUGUGUUGUUGUUGAUGUGCAGCCGUUGUUGAAGGUCGUCUCCAUGCAGCACACACACACACACACACACACACUCUGACACGCAUGUGUUUUACAGCCUGCAGCGUUUCCUAAAAUGAAUCUGAAGAGCUGUCUUUAAAUAGCGCUCCAUGCUUUUUGUUUCCCUGAGCACAGAAAUGAAGACGCACUGUUUUUAAGAGGAAGAGAGAGGAAGGGAGAGGAAGAGAGAGGAAGGGAGAGGAAGAGGAAGGGAGAGGAAGAGAGAGGAAGAGAGAGGAAGAGAGAGGAAGAGAGAGGAAGGGAGAGGAAGAGAGAGGAAGGGAGAGGAAGAGGAAGGGAGAGGAAGAGAGAGGAAGAGAAAGGGAAAGGAAGAGAGAGGAAGAGAGAGGAAGGCCUGACGUGUUUGUCUGCAGACGGACGGAGAGAAGACAUUUUCAUCAGGAUUAUCCUGCAGCAGAGAAGCGUGCGUGCGUGCGUGCGUGCGUGCGUGCGUGCGUGCUCCAUCCAUCUGUUCUCCUUGGUAAAUGUCGGUGGAGUUCCUCCCACUUGAUUACACUGUUUAUUCGCUGUCCCCCCCCAUGGAGACUCCAUGAAGCUCUGUGAAGGUUCAACACGCUGCACGUGGACUGAGGCAGAAUUCUGCGGGCGCCAAAACGAUUGCUCAGAUGGUUGAUGGACAGUGGUCUGUCGACUUCUAAAGCUGCUCGUAGAUCUGUUCUCACAACGCUGAAACAUUUCCCCUCGCAGUUAGAUGUGAAGGUGUAGACGCCAUUCUUUAUACCCAUCAGCGGCGAGGAGUGACGCACAGCUGCCACUGUUGUUGUGGCGUGUAUUAAUGCACGUGUUGCAGAUUAAUGCAAAGCAGGUGCGUCGGAUGAGGUCGAGGAUCGUAGCGAGCGACCCCGAGCGGGAUGAGCUACACGCAUCAACACACACUGAACUGUUCUCACGACCAGGAUGAAAAUGCGGCGGCACCGGGUGUUCUUGCUGUGCACAGUGGGCUUGUGUGUCAUCUCCUUCCUCCACUACUACAAGGCCCUCCACUACGUCUCCCUGCUGCGUGAGCUCUCCGCCCCGUACCCCAACAUCAAGUCCUUCAUCAUGGUCACCGGCUUCUUCUGGAGGGAGAAGGGUGUGGGCACCACCCCUCUCAGCCCCGCCUCCCCUGAAGAGGCCCCUCCCCUACCUGUGCUCCACCAAUCGGACACCAAAGCUAGAGCCGUGGCGAGCGCUGGGGGAGGAGGGGGAGGAGGAGGGCUGGGUCUAGGGAUCGGGGGGGUCAUGGUUGGAGGUGCUGGGAUCGUUGGCAGCGCAGGGCUGGAGAUAAGGGUGAGGGAGGAGCCGGCUCCCCCUCACCCUUGGGAGAAACCAGAAGAGAACCAGCGGGGAGACUCUCCGAAUGAGGAGAGACCUGUAGACCACUUGAAGCCGCGAAACCCCAGCUACCCAGCCCAACCUGCCGGGCCUGACCUCCCAGUGGUCCCAUUGGUGGGGAAAGAGCACCGGGACUUGUUGCUCAGGAAUCAUUUGCCUGACCCCUUAGAAUCCAUGGGAGACCUCCACACCCGCACUCACCAGCUUCAACACGACAAAACGGCGUACUUUGUCCGAACCAAAGCUGGAGCCCUUUGUUUCAGGCAGGGGACAGAAGUCGUUACCCAAAAGGAGUACUCUGGGAAGUCGGGGGGGUCUGUGGCUAACGGAGCAGGGGACGGUGCUCGAGCUGCAGGGCAAAGGAAACCUUUGGAGAUCCAGCAGCAGCCCUCCAUAGCUCCAAAGUCCAAGACCAGGAUCAGGGGCAGCGGGAAGCGGCUGGUUAAGUGUGUAUGUCGGCCGGGGUGGCACGGACCUUACUGUGGGGUUCCCACCAUGGUGUACCACUCCAACAUGCCCACCAAGGAGCGGCUGACGCCCAGGGAGACGCCGCGGAGGGUGAUCAACGCCAUCAACGUCAACCACGAGUUUGACCUGCUGCAUGUUCGCUUUCAUGAGCUCGCCCAAGCAGUCGAUCUUUUCCUCAUUUGUGAAUCCAACUUUACUGCCUAUGGAGAGAAACGGCCUCUGAGUUUCCUGCGGCUCCUCCUCAACGGUACGUACGACUACAUACGUCACAAGAUCCUGUACGUGUUCCUCGAUCACUUCCCAGACGGCGGUCGGCAGGACGGCUGGAUCGCUGACGACUACUUGCGUACCUACCUGACACGCAACGGCUUGUCAAGGGUGGUGGGCAUCAGAUCGGACGACGUCUUCGUCAUCAACGACGCAGAUGAAAUCCCCGCACACGAAGGCCUCCUUUUCCUCAAGCUGUUUGAUGGCUGGACCGAGCCUUUCGCCAUCCAUAUGCGCAAGUCACUGUACGGUUUCUUCUGGAAGCAGUUUGGCUCUCUCGAGGUGGUAUCUGGCUGCACGGUGGGGAUGCUCCGCGACGUUUACGACGAUGACGGUAUCAAGCUCCGCCGUCGCGAAUACUACACCAUGCCGGGUUUCCGGAAGUACGAGAACGACACGGGCCACAUCCUGGUGCAGUGGUCCGUGGGCAGCCCCUUCCAUUUCGCCGGGUGGCACUGCUCUUGGUGCUUCUCGCCCGAGGGGAUCUACUUCAAGCUGGUAUCGGCUCAGAACGGAGACUUCCCGCGGUGGGGGGACUACGAGGACAAGCGUGACCUCAACUACAUCCGCGAUCUUAUCCGGACGGGGGGCUGGUUCGAUGGCUCCCUUCAGGAAUACCCCCCUGUGGAUGCCAAAGAGCACAUGUACGCCCCCAAGUACAUGCUGGAGCACUAUGACAGGUAUCACUACCUCCUGGAGAACCCUUACAACAAAGUGUCCGGACUGAGUGAGGGCUAGGCGUUCAGCUGGUAAAAUAACUAGUAGGACCCGUGUGAGGCCUCAACACUAGGUUUUGGGGGGCGAAACGGUACUGAUGAACUACAUCUCUCAUUGGAGCGAUACUACGUGCAUCUCCAUCAGGCAGCACUGAUGUUGCAGGAACUUUUAAAAUCUCUUAAAUCAUUAUUUUGGGGUCACAAAGGGAACACUGAAUCACUUCCUCCGUGGAUUUACAGAGAGAUCGUUGAGAGGAUACAACCACUGGAUAAACAAAAUCAUAGUUUUCCUCAUUCCUUCCUUUUUGGGGGUGGAGGCAAGCUAUCUCUCUUUCUGUCCCCCCUGCCCCUGUCCUCUCUUUCUUCACCCGAGCCGAUUGGACGUGCCUGCUGUCUGAGAGAAAGGGUCUGCUUUGAAGUAAAGAGAGGGAUACUUCUCAGCGGCGUGAAGCCUCUGGAGACCAGAAGCUUGGAAGUGAAUAAUUGUUUUGUUUUCUUCUGUUUGUGUUUACUAAAGUUUACGGACCGGCUGAUCCCACUUCACUCUCCCACUUCAGAUGUCUUCCUGUCAUAUUUGGUGACCUCCUUCCAGAACUCGCUCAGAUAAUACGUUAUCCUCGGAUCUCAGUAGAAAAGUAUAAAUCCUAUUAAACCCCGCCGGAGUACCCACUGCCAAACGAAAAGGAAUGACUCGCUGGAGAUGUCUCGGCUCAUUCAUGUAAUCACCCUCAUCCACAUGCACCUUAGACCCUGUGUGUGUGGUUUGUGCAGGAGGGACAAGAUCAGUGAGAGGAAACAGAAAGCGAGCGAGUCAUCGGGGGGGGGGGGGGGAUGGGAAAACAGCACAAGUGAGACAGAAAGGAGAGUAAUGAGGGAGGAAGAGAGCGGUGAUGAAAGGGAAAGAAAAGGAGGCUCUCUCAGCGUUCCCUCUUCCCACAGUGUCUGCUGACGCACGAGUGUUGCAGGGAUGUGUGUGUGUGUGUGUGUGUGUGUGUGUGUGUGUCCCUCAGAGCUUACAGAAUGCGCUGAAUAAAUCAUGCCCCGUUGAUGGCAUCCGAGACGGAUGAAACUCCCCGUUAUUGUUUGUCCGAUGAGAACAAUGGAGACCGGUCGGCGAGCGAUCGGCCUUCAGUUUCGUCUUUCUGUUUAUCCAGCAGCUGAGAUGACUUUGUUUCCUUGGAAACUAAAGUACAGUAUGUGAGACGGGAUGGGUGCUGUUGAGAUGAGUGGGUGGGUUCACAUCAGGUGAGGAGCUGCAGCGUUCAAACCAGGUCAACGCUGGCGACUGUCUCAGUUAAAUAUUCCUCAGCUGUCAAUCGCCGUCUCUGGAGACGACACUUCUGUGUCUCUCCUGGACUCUGACGUUCUCUUCAGGCCGCUAAGUGUCCUCUGCUUCUUGCUCUUCAUCCUCAUUAACUAGACAUGUUCUUUCUCUACAUAUCCUCUAUGGCACACAUGUUGAAAUCUAACUUUCUACACACACACACACACACACACACACACACACACUCUGGCUCUCACUUUAUUUUGGGUGUGUAUCCAUUAAUCCUCACAAGAAUGUCUCAAUAAUAGGAUAUAUUUAUCUUCUUCACGCCUCAUCUCUCCCUGUCUCGACAGGACAGGGGAGUUACCAUGGCGAUGCUUUCCCUGAGCCCACAGAUCAUCUGAACAUCUAGCCUCCCCCCCCCCCCACAUUGUUACAGUCUUGUCAAGGGCAUCAGAAAGUUGAACAUGCAGCAGACAGACGAGUCAGAAAACAGCGAACGCAUUGAUGUUUCUUUUAAUUGCAGAUUGACUGCAUCCACCAUCUGCUUCGUCAGCGCCUGUCUGGGCUUCAUACUUAUUGUUUACCUCCGCUUCAAGCUAGUUGCUGUUUCAAAGUGAACUGAGCCUCAAGAGGCAUAACAAGUUUUGGGGAGGAAACUUGAUAAGUUGCAGCGGGGCCAGGAGAUGACUGAGGAUACUAACCCUAACCCUUAUGCACAUUGAGAUACAAAAGGCUGUUCACCUCCCUUAAAGCCUUCUCACUCAUCGAGUCCCUUUGAAAUGUACGACGAGUGUUUCGGUCACAAACAAGCUGAGGCUUUGCUAAACUAGUGUGAGCGUAUCAGUCUGUCGCUCGCUCACCACGCCGGCUCCUCGCUCAGCUCAUAGCGGGGAGAGCAGAUUAGCCAACAGGCGGCUGACAGUUGCGUUGGGUCUGUGCUGCGGCCUCGAUGGCAGCGCGGUCUGCAGCGGCAGCUGUUGGGGGUUUGUGUUGUUGGUGUUGGGAGCCAAACCCCGCAGGGGCUGCAGAGACACAAGCUUUAAGCAUGUGACGGAGGAGACGGAGACAAUGCUGCGUGGAGGUGACCUUUUAAGAAAGGUGAUGAUUGAUGGAACAAAAACCUUCUGGAUUCUAAAUCUCAGAUGUUAAAUCAUGAAGGUUGUGAACCAUAAAAUCCCGCUGUUUCAUCGGAUCUGUUUUUUGGGCCAUUUUAUUUGGCUGCGCUCUGGAAUUAAAAACCAAAUCAUCUAAACUGUUGUUCAACAAAACAAACAACUUCAAGGCCUCAAACCUCGACCAGGUGCAGCCUCAGUCCUCUGUCCGUAACAUGAGUUCAUGUAAGCGUUUAACCCGAGCCUGUAUGUCGGCAUUUUUUAAACAGCGUGUGUGUGACGGAGUGAUGAGGGCCCUACACUCGUUCUGUUGCCACGUUAUCGUCAUGGUAACUAUCCCCUAGAUAAAUUUGUGAGAUCCCCAACAGCCUGAGGUCAUCGACCCGAGACAGCCGGCCGAUGGGGUGAGAGGCGAGGGAGCAGUGACACACACGUCGGGUCCCAUUAACCAGCACACACCUGUGCUGCUUUUGUACGUCGUUGAUUUGACUGACUCAUCACAGCAAGCGGACGCUCUGCAUGAAGAGCAGGAAAGUCUAGAGCCAGGAAUAAAACAUGAACGGGGAACGGGGACUGAGCAAAGACGGGAAACAGGAAUAAAAAGAGACACUUUGGAAAUAAUCCCUGCGCCGCGGUUCCCAGAGAACGAUCGGGGGAAGUCAUGGCAGCCGGGAAAUGAAAAGCGUCCACAUGAAAGAAGCAGCUCGUCGUCCCUGUAAAAGGAGACGUGAGGGUUAAAACCAAAAAGAGGUUGGCGGCACCUCACUGGACUCUCAGAUUUUGUAGCGCCGAAACAAACGUUACAGGACAGUCUGACUGAUCGUAGCCCUGCUGUCAUCUGUCAUUAAAUCCAUAAAGCGAUAACACGUGCUAGGAAAGCACUCAGCUGUCUUUAUUGUCCGUUCAGUUUUUGAUUUCAGAAACUAAACUAACUAAUGAUCCUCCUAAAAGACUUGAUCCUACAGUUCCCGUAACGCAUAGCUUCUUUCUUCUGGACCUUCGCUGCCUGGUAGACGUUCACGUCUUUCAAACUCCAUGCCAGCAGUUCAUAACGCAGCUUAUUAUAAAUGUAAAGUCCCAAAAGCCCACGCUGAGAGAACCCGGAUGACCUCACGAUGAUCACCGGCUCUAUUUUCUCAAACUCGACAAAACUUCUCUCGACGGAGACACAGGAAGCUAGUUGGACGAAGCACGACGAGUAAACAGAUCAAAAUAAUCAAACAUCAUGAAUAUUCCCGUUGACGUGCAGCAGUAAAAACAAAAGCAAACUGCAGUAAAACCCCGACUGAGACUCGUAUUGUGAUCACGUGUUAAAUAAAGAUCCUGAAACCUGAAUAUGAUCUGCACAUCACACACGUCUUAAUCAGAACACAGCCUGAUGUUUACAUGAAGCGUAUCAAACUCCCAAUAUUCAGAAUGUUGUUGCAUGUAAACGUAGUCGUCAGCCUGUUAUUAGUGCAGCCCUCCGUCAGCACACACACUAACCACACACACAUGUUUGCAUUGAGCAUGUGUGUGUCUCCUGCACAGAUGUGUGUCUCCAGGGCUGUGGUGCCCCCCCCGCCCCCCAUCUGUUGUUUUGCUUGCAGAGUGGCUGCCUCUCUAAGGGGCUUACAUGCCUUCACGGUUCUGGCCCCCUCACCAGCCCUGUGGCUUCCACCGAUUGAUCUUUUCCAAGAAGCAUUAGAGGCAGGCAGGCCGGAAAUCAAGGAGGAGGGUAUGUGGGGGCGUGGGGAAGAGAGGAUCGUUUCUCUCUCUGGUCGUUCCUACGUGCAUCUGGAAUGUGUGCAAACCUUUUAAACAAUACGAAGAAGUGCCAACUGUACCGUCUCAGUCCACUGAAGACCACUUUCCCUUCAUCGUCUGGAAUGACGCUAAACACUUUCCUGAAGAUGUGAUGUUGAAAUAGAAACCAGGCGUCACGUCAGGCAACGAAAAGCUGCUGCUGUUGUCAUCUUGGCUGUAGACGUUGUUAUUCUCUUGGUGUGAGAACACACUCCACAAGCGGAGCGGCCACAUUAACUCCGGCAGCUGCAGCGAUGUGUCACCGCUGAUUGGAAAGUAUGUGGUGUUACUAACCACAAGCAUCGCCCAAAACAAGUGCAAGUCUACGUCUUCGUGCUUCGUUGCAUUUCAGGGCUUUGUGGGUCUUAGACUCAAACCUACAGAUGGUGUUAUAAGGACCAGUUCACCCAAAUACCAGAACUCUUCCCUCCAGCGCUGCAGUAUCCAGGUUUAGUUUUGAGCCGUCGACACAGAGGCAUCUCCAGUUUUUACUUCUACCAAAGUGUUAGUCCCUCCGAACACUGUUGACCGCAUAUUCUCAAGAUCAUCCAGAGUUACAGACACUGUGAAAAUAUACAGGUUCUGGGGUCCAAGCAGCUUUAACAGCUGGAGAUCAUAUUAUCUACCUAAGGAAAUAUUCCAGUGUGCAGAUCUUUUGUAUUGUUCUGUGGUGGAGGAAGUAUCCUCCUGGCUGGAUACGUGAGGACAUUUGGGUGAAGCCCCAAAAUGCUGCAACAAAAAACCCUCCUUUUUGUUGUAUGGCUCUUUUUAAUGAGUAAAUCAAUUGGGUCCAGUUCUGUUCACUAAAGCAGACAACUCGUGUAAAUGUUGCAUGGAAGAUAAUUUGCCAUCGCAAAGACGUCGCAUUGAGCAGCAGGUUAGAAGCCGUGUUGCAGAUGAAAUAGUGGAAACGUUCUUGAUGCUGAUUGAGGAGACUCCUGGAAACAUGUCACGCUUUGUCUAAACAAUGCGUCUGGCAUUUAUAACAGCAAGGUGUGUGUGUGUGUGUGUGUGUCUCAGGACUCAUAACACGACAGAUUGUUGGCUUCGGGGUGGGUGUGGGACGAGUCCAUAUGUUGUGGCUCCGCAGAUCUAAAAGAUGAAAGUCAGUGUGGCGUCGCGGAGACAGAUGGACGCAGUGACGCGUAGGUGAGCGAAAAGUCGUGCGUUCAGACGGACAUGAGAUGCUAUCAACUUCAAUAAGAGACUAAUCAUUCCAAAGGUUCCCCUUUAACUCUCAACGACCUUUAAUCUGCUUCAUCGGGACUGUGGGGGUUUCAUCAGAAGAUGCUAGAUCCUGAUUGGUGUGUUAUUCCUAAUUACACACACACACACACACACACACACUUCUAACUUUGUGGCAACAGCUUGGUGAAGGUCUUCUCCUGUUUCAGCAUCACAACGCAUCGCCAACGUGGCCUCAACCCUUUGACAUGAAUUCAUUAAUGAAUCACGGCCAUGUUCCUACAUCUUAUGGAGAGGCCUCCCAGAAGUCUGUGUGUGUGUGUGUGUGUGUGUGUGUGUGCGUGUGCGUGUGCGUGUGUGUCUACUUUGUAACUUGAGCCUACCUGCAAUUCUCAGAAAAGUUGCCGUCCCUUAGCGGCCUGCCCUGAACUCAGACUGAGGCAGAGACAGGGGUUAGAAAAAAGGCAAAUGAAGG